CACUGGGGCCUUCCGGUCUGCGCCACUAGUCUAAUACCCGGGGCGCACCGCUCCUUCCUGAGGCGUCACUACUCGUGAUAUUACGGGAUCCUCCGGAGCCCUGUCCUUCCUGUGGAGCCGCUACACCUGAUAUUACGGGCGCCCAUCGCCUCUUAUCCCCCACUCCGCCGAACAGGGCUCUCACCUCUGCCCGUCACUCAGCGGAGGGGCCGCCCCCGGCGGAGGCUCCGCACCGAGAUGGCGGCCGAGAUCCACGCCAGGCCGCAGAGCAGCCGGCCCGUCCUGCUCAGCAAGGUCGAGGGGCACCAGGACGCGGUGAGCGCCGCCCUUCUCAUCCCCAAGGAGGACGGGCUCAUCACAGCCAGCGAGGACAGAACAAUUCGAGUAUGGCUGAAAAGGGACAGUGGCCAGUACUGGCCCAGCAUUUACCACACAAUGUCAUCUCCUUGUUCAGCUAUGGCUUAUCAUCAUGACAGCAGAAGAAUAUUUGUAGGCCAGGAUAAUGGUGCCAUUAUGGAAUUCCAUAUCUCAGAAGACUUUAAUAAGAUGAACUUUGUCAAGACGUACCCAGCUCAUCAGAAUCGGGUGUCUGCUGUCAUUUUCUGCUUGGGAGUAGAGUGGGUUAUCAGUACUGGCCAUGACAAGUGUGUCAGCUGGAUGUGCACCAGGAGUGGGAAUAUGCUGGGAAGACAUUACUUCACUUCUUGGGCUUCAUGUUUACAAUAUGACAUUGAAACCCAGCAUGCCUUUGUUGGGGACUACUCUGGACAGAUCACGCUGCUGAAGCUUGAACAGAACACAUGCACGGUUAUCACAACGCUCAAAGGGCAUGAAGGAAGUGUUGCUUCCCUGUGGUGGGAUCCUGUUCAACGACUACUCUUCUCUGGAGCAUCUGAUCACAGCAUUAUUCUGUGGGAUAUUGGUGGAAGGAAAGGCCGAACACUGCUGCUUCAGGGCCAUCAUGACAAGGUGCAGGCCAUUUGUUACAUUCAGCUGACACGGCAAUUGGUCUCAUGUUCAGCUGAUGGAGGAAUUGCCGUUUGGAAUAUGGAUAUCAGCAGAGAAGAGGCUCCUCAGUGGCUAGAAAGUGAUUCUUGUCAAAAAUGUGAACAGCCUUUCUUCUGGAAUAUAAAGCAGAUGUGGGACACAAAGACACUAGGGUUGAGACAGCAUCACUGCAGGAAAUGUGGUCAAGCAGUAUGUGGCAAGUGCAGCACUAAGCGGUCCAGCUACCCAAUCAUGGGCUUUGAGUUCCAGGUCCGUGUCUGUGACUCUUGCUUUGAGUCAAUCAAAGAUGAAGAUCGUACUUCCCUGGCAACCUUUCAUGAAGGAAAACACAACAUUUCCCACAUGUCUAUGGACGUUUCUAGGGGACUAAUGGUGACCUGUGGAAGUGAUCGAAUUGUGAAGAUAUGGGACAUGACGCCAGUAGUUGGUUGCAGCCUUGCAACUGGCUUCUCCUCACGCUGACCUAGGACCUGACAGGUUCAUGCACCUUAUGUACAGCAACAUGCACCGAAUGAAUGAAAUUCCUCCUAAGAAUAUCGUCACAAAAGCACUGAUUGCUGGAUCCUUUUUCUCUUGCUCUUCCAGGAUGGACGGUUGCCUUUAGAAGAGUUUUGCUCUACAUAGGCUUCAAUGAGAAUCACCUUGAUGCAAAAAUGCAAUUUCGCAGCCUGUUGAUAUAACAUAAAAUGGCUUACCUGCAACAUGACACUGCGAUAAAAGGAUCUGUCAUAACUUGGUUUACAUGUAGUGUUAACAAUGUGCUUUCUCUGCAGAAAUAUCUUGUACAGUAGCUAAAGGAUUAUCAGAGCAAAAUGAGUUUAGUUUUUUCAGGUUUGUGCAAAUAGUAAAUACUGUCCCUUCCAGUAAGCAGUCCCCCAUUGAACUCUUUGCCUGGGUGCAUCUGUUUAGGCUGCCUCUAAAAGGAGUAUUGGUUAUAACUUUGGAUGAAGGAAAGACUUAUUGUUUUGAAGCAAUGUUUGAAUAAAGGAGCAGGCGUUCCCUCUGUCUUGGGGUGGCAGUAAGAGUAAAUGCUUGACAUAAGAGGUCCUGAUCUACUGGCUUUCUUGGAGUGUCAUCUGCAAGUUCAGUUAUUGGUAAAACUACUUUAAAAUAAUCUGUUCUCUUCAAAUAGCUUCUGAAGUGUCUGUAAAUAAUCUCAGGCUUUUAGACAUGCUGAAGCUAUAUUUUUUUUCCCCUCUUCUUGGCUAACACAACUGAACUUUU
Molecule: messenger RNA, 2232 nt
Organism: Gopherus flavomarginatus (Mexican gopher tortoise)
Lineage: Eukaryota; Metazoa; Chordata; Testudines; Testudinidae
Gene: WDFY1
Product: WD repeat and FYVE domain containing 1
Exons: 12
Coding region: 238-1470 (410 amino acids)
Molecular function (GO): protein binding; metal ion binding
Source: RefSeq, a predicted model, not a curated record